AUGAAGAAGGACGAGAGGCGGUACGUGCCAGACGAGCGCUCCUUCUCGAGCAUCAUGCGCUCUUGGGGAAACCCCUCUUCUGAACAACACCGUGAAUUGCGACCACCAAGAGUUGGCCCACUUGCUCGACUCCUCAUCGUCCGUGGUGGAGUCGUGAUUAUCAUAGCUGCUAUAGGCCUCCAGUUCGGCGCUCACCGACUCGGAGAGUUUUGCUUUGUAGGCCGACACCAGAGUCUGCUUCACGGCCGCUUGAUCCUCUUGAAAAUCGUUCGCCGUGACUCCUGUAUCGAGCAAGAAAUCGGCCGGGUUCAUAGCGACCGACGGCGCAAACCCGACUCCCGAGAAAUAAUCCAACGCGGCGCCGCCGUCCCCAAAAUACAGCGUACUCCCCUCCGACAACAAAAGCACCUUAUGAAACAUGUAGAAAAGCUUGCUCGACGGCUGGUGGAUCGUCAUCAAGACCGUCCGGCCGCCGCCUUCCGCGAGAUCCAACAGAGUCGAGACUAUCGUCUGGGCCGUGGUCGAGUCCAAACCGGACGUUGGCUCGUCGAGAAGCAACAAGCUGGGGUCGACCAACAACUCCUGCCCGAUACUCACUCUCUUCCUCUCCCCACCCGACACGCCUCGUUUGUGGGCCCCACCGAUCAGGCUGUCCCUGCACCCGUGCAGGCCCAGUCGUCCCAUCACGGCCUCGGCGUGUUGUACCUUGCUGCGGAGGAGGGCGGUGUAGACGAGCGUUUCCUUGACGGUGAGGUGGGGGUAGAGAUUGUCAUCCUGCGUGACGAACCCCGUGGAGCGCCUGACGGAGUUGGAGAACAGGCGGCCGUUGUAAGUGAUGGAGCCGCCCGCGGGGAGGCGGCCGCCGAGGGCGGUCAGGAGGGUCGUCUUGCCGCUGCCUGA
Striga asiatica is the source of this 900-nucleotide messenger RNA. Lineage: Eukaryota; Viridiplantae; Streptophyta; Magnoliopsida; Lamiales; Orobanchaceae. The record is from the annotation of a GenBank genome assembly.